Acipenser ruthenus (sterlet) is the source of this 1325-nucleotide messenger RNA. Its product is annotated as type 2 phosphatidylinositol 4,5-bisphosphate 4-phosphatase-like. Gene Ontology annotation, cellular component: phagocytic vesicle membrane; lysosomal membrane; plasma membrane. The transcript has 7 exons. Gene Ontology annotation, molecular function: phosphatidylinositol-4,5-bisphosphate 4-phosphatase activity. The record is from RefSeq and is a predicted model, not a curated record. The coding region runs from base 96 to 869 and encodes 257 amino acids. NCBI's taxonomy places the organism in Eukaryota, Metazoa, Chordata, Actinopteri, Acipenseriformes, Acipenseridae. Gene Ontology annotation, biological process: phosphatidylinositol dephosphorylation.
AAGCUGUGUCUCAUGAGCAUUCAUGACACAUUGGUCUGAUUCCAGAGACCAGAGAAAGCCUGCUGAAGCUGUGUUGUUGUUGUACUGCUGCAGAUAUGGCUGAUGGUGUGGAUGAGCGAUCCCCUUUAUUGUCAGCACCUAACUCUGGGAAUGUCACACCUACAGCACCUCCGUAUUUAAUACAAGACAACAACCCGAGAGCAGAACUGCCUCCUCCUUACACAGCAAUUGCCAGUCCGGAAGCUGGUGGGGUGCCAGUAAUAAACUGCCGGGUGUGCCAAUCUCUGAUCAAUCUGGAUGGCAAGCUUCAUCAGCAUGUGGUUAAAUGCACUGUUUGCAAUGAGGCUACGCCAAUCAAAAACCCUCCCACUGGAAAGAAGUAUGUGAGGUGUCCGUGUAAUUGUCUUUUAAUCUGUAAAGAUACAUCCAGGCGGAUAGGAUGCCCAAGGCCGCACUGCAGACGAAUAAUCAACCUGAGCCCUGUGAUGGUGAUUCCAGAGGAGCAGCCUGCACAGCCUGCCCUGCCAGUCCAGCCUGAAGGGACUCGAGUCGUGUGCGGUCACUGCGGCAAUACAUUCCUGUGGAUGGAACUCCGAUUCAACACGUUGGCAAAAUGCCCACAUUGCAAAAAAAUAUCUUCUGUAGGCAGUGCACUCCCACGGAGACGUUGCUGUGCGUACAUCACCAUUGGUAUGAUAUGCAUCUUCAUUGGAGUUGGAUUAACUGUUGGAACCCAAGACUUUGCUAGACAUUACCAUGCAACAUACGUAUCCUGGGCUUUUGCUUACCUCUUGGGUUUGAUCUGUCUGGUCCGAGCCUGUUACUGGGGAGCCAUAAAAGUCAGCUAUCCUGAGCACACCUUUGCAUAGACUUAACUUUUAUCAAUUUAUGCUUUAUUUAUUUUUUUGGAAUUCAGACGUUUUGUCGUGGAUGCUAGGCGGUGGACUUACAUGUUUCUUCCUUUUAAGUAUUAAGUUACCAACUAGACCAAAAGAGGUAGUCUUUUAAGAACAAUUGCCCAUUGCACUACAUUUGUAUGCAGUUCCUCAUUUUUCUUGCUGCUAAAUUUUCCAGCUACUAAGACUUAAAGCUGAGUUUAAAAAAAAAAACUGCCUAUGUAUUACAGUGUACAAACCUUUUAACGUUGUAUUUUUUUUUUAUGAUUCUAAAAUCCAUUAGUGCUAUUGACAGAAUGACAAGUCUCCAUUGUAAAGGGACAAGCUUUCUGAAACCACUCAUGUUUAUACCUGUAUCUUAAUAUUAAUUAACUUAAUGCUGUACUGCUUGCUUUGAACUAUAAGCAAUAAACCGUAUUUUCUUUGUCA